This is a messenger RNA of Orcinus orca (killer whale), 3659 nucleotides long. RefSeq names its product Sp7 transcription factor (gene SP7). The transcript has a single exon. Gene Ontology annotation, biological process: regulation of transcription by RNA polymerase II. NCBI's taxonomy places the organism in Eukaryota, Metazoa, Chordata, Mammalia, Artiodactyla, Delphinidae. The record is from RefSeq and is a predicted model, not a curated record. Bases 13 to 1254 code for a protein of 413 amino acids. Gene Ontology annotation, molecular function: RNA polymerase II cis-regulatory region sequence-specific DNA binding; DNA-binding transcription factor activity, RNA polymerase II-specific.
AGUCCCCUGGCCAUGCUGACAGCGGCGUGCAGCAAAUUUGGUGGCUCCAGCCCUCUGCGGGACUCAGCGACACUGGGCAAAGCAGGCACAAAGAAGCCAUACUCUCUGGGCAGUGACCUUUCGGCCCCCAAAACCAUGGGCGAUGCCUACCCAGCCCCCUUUUCAAGCACCAAUGGGCUCCUCUCACCUGCCGGCAGUCCUCCAGCACCCACCUCGGGCUAUGCCAAUGACUACCCUCCCUUUUCCCACUCAUUCCCUGGGCCCACGGGCACCCAGGACCCUGGGCUACUAGUGCCCAAGGGGCACAGCUCUUCUGACUGCCUGCCCAGUGUCUACACCUCUCUGGACAUGGCACACCCCUAUGGCUCCUGGUACAAGGCAGGCAUCCACGCAGGCAUCUCACCAGGCCCUGGCAAUGCUCCUACUCCUUGGUGGGACAUGCACCCUGGGGGCAACUGGCUAGGUGGCGGGCAGGGCCAGGGUGAUGGGCUGCAAGGGACACUACCCACAGGCCCUGCUCAGCCUCCACUGAACCCCCAGCUGUCCACCUACCCAUCCGACUUUGCCCCCCUUAAUCCUGCCCCCUACCCAGCUCCCCACCUCCUGCAGCCAGGGCCCCAGCAUGUCUUGCCCCAAGAUGUCUAUAAACCCAAGGCGGUGGGCAACAGCGGGCAGCUGGAGGGGAGUGGUGGAGCCAAACCCCCUCGGGGUGCAGGCACAGGGGGCAGUGCUGGCUACGGGGGCAGUGGAGCAGGGCGCUCCUCCUGCGACUGCCCCAACUGCCAGGAGCUAGAGCGCCUGGGCGCCGCGGCGGCCGGGCUGCGGAAGAAGCCGAUCCACAGCUGCCACAUUCCGGGCUGCGGCAAAGUGUAUGGCAAGGCCUCCCAUCUGAAGGCCCACCUGCGCUGGCACACGGGCGAGAGGCCCUUCGUCUGCAACUGGCUCUUCUGUGGCAAGAGGUUCACCCGUUCGGACGAGCUGGAGCGCCACGUGCGCACUCACACCCGGGAGAAGAAGUUCACCUGCCUGCUCUGCUCCAAGCGCUUUACCCGAAGCGACCACCUGAGCAAACACCAACGCACCCACGGCGAGCCAGGCCCAGGACCCCCACCCAGCGGCCCCAAGGAGCUGGGGGAGGGCCGCAGCGCCGGGGAAGAAGAGGCCAAUCAGACGCCCCGACCUCCGGCCUCACCGGCACCCGCAGAAAAAGUCCCUGAAGGCAGCCCAGAGCAGAGCAACCUGCUGGAGAUCUGAGCCGAGUGGAGGUUUCCAGCCCCUGGGCUGCCUUGCCAGUCUCUCCUGGCUCUGUGGACCACUGCUUGCCCCUCACUCCCUUUGCCCCAUGCAUGCUGCCCUUUGGGACUCGCUCCAUCUCUCCCCCCAUCAUUCUGGGCCUGGGUAUCUCCUCGCAUGCCUCCUCCUCUCACUUCCUCCCCCUUGCCAUGGGCCCCUUCCGCAAACUCUCAUCUUAGGCCCUCACCUCUUGCCUGAUUUCUGCUCUCAGGGCUUCUGAAGCUCUUUCCUCGCCACUGCUCAGUAUCUCUCUCCUCUGCUCUUACCACACCAACUCAUUUUCUCUCCAUUUGGGCUCCCAACACUUUAUUUCUCCAUCUCACUAACUCCUUGACAUGCAUCUUUUCUGCUUCCCAAGCUUAUUUACCACUAUCCCUUAGCUUCCAGGCUCCAGUCUCCUCAGUGGACUUCGUAGUCCAUUGCCUUCCAUGCUCCAGAGCAUUCUUCCUUUUUACAAACACAAUGAUGAUGAUGAUGAUAAUAAUUUAUUGCCCCCUGGUGGCCUCUUCAUUAGGGACCAGAGUUGGGGGAUUGGGGUAAGUGACCUGGCAGGGAGCAGGGUGCCAAGAGGGGGGCAGACCAGUGGGGAUCUGAUCCCAAAGAUGGGGUGACCCCAGGGUCAGGGAGGCUGCCCCCAGGCCUGUAUAUUUAACCCCUAUGUUCCAAGAGAAAUGAAUAGUAAUAAUAAUAAUUCUAUUUAUCUAAGUUAUGAUGACAGGUCAGGUAGAGUGAGCUGGGGAGGGAAGCGGGUCCAUUUCUGCUAUGGAAAUUUUAGCCAAAUGCAUCCCUGUCUAGAAAAAGUGAUAGUGAGAUCUUGUUAAUAGAAUUUCUAUCAUCAGGGUCUCAGUUAAUGGUGUUUCUCGUAAUGGAAUCUCUGCUAAUAGGGUUGAUUAGCUAGAUCUCUGUUAAAAGAGUUAAUGGGGUAUCUCACAAUUAGGGGAUCCCUAAUAUUUCCAGCCCUGGCCAGAAGCUGUGAAACCUCAAGUCCUAUGGAGGGGAGGACUGGAAUGUACCCCAGCUCCCUUGACCCCAGAGCAGGUUCUUCCACUGCCCCUCCCCUGACACCAUGACCCCAUCAGGCUAAUCCCUUGUUGCCAUGGUAACAGAGAGCUUGCAGCUGCCAUCUUAGACAUGCUCUUUGGGGAAGCCCACUUAACCGGAGGAGGACACUGGUUUGGAGGUGUCUCUCUAGAAGAAUAGGUGGGGAAGGCUUUCUCUGGGAUCAGAUCAAGAAAAUCAAGUAUUUAUUGAGUGCCUACUCUGUGCAAGGCACUGUGCUAGGCUGGUGCCUAGAAGCCAUGAGAAAGAAGAAUUUAUAGAGCUAGGAGGACAGAGGUUCCCAAGCUGACUUGGGGGUGCGUCCACAGGCCCCCAACCUGGGACUUCCGAUGCUCCCAACUCCACCUCCAGUGACUUUUAAAGCCGCUUCGUGCCUUUGAAUGCCUUUCCUGUGACUUUGGAUCCUCCUUUUCUAUCUCUUGCUCCCUCAAGGCCCCAAGUUAAAGGUUUAAAGCCGCCGGAGCUUGGGGAGAGGGUAAUAUUGUGGAAGGGAAGGGAUCAUGCCCUCAUGGAGUCUUUUUUUUUUUUUUUUAAUUUAAUAAAUAAAAAAUUCGAUUUAAAAUUUUGUCCUGGUGAGAAAAGAGGAAGAGGAGGGGAGAAGAGUGAGCCACAGGAUUUCUGGUUGGCAAACUGGGGAGUCCCCGCGGGCACUGUCGUGCCUGUUUGCACGUUACGCCCGGGGUAGAAUACUUCGGCGGCCCGGCCCUGCGGCGGAGGUCAGUUUUUGACCGCCCAGAGCUCUCUGCGGAGUUGGGAAGGCGAAGAGGUUUUCUUCACCCGGCUCUUUCUCGGGCUCGGCACCAGCGGACACAGUCUGGACAGCAGCCGGGCGGCGCGCCGGCCCCGCGGUCACCGUGCGGACUACGGCGCGGCCCGGGCCGGGCGAGGUGCGGCUACCGCGGGUGGACCCGCCUGGCACGUAACCCGCCCCCGGCCCCAGGCCUGCAAUCAGUCGUGCCCGCCACGGACUCAGCGGAGGAACAAAAGCCACUCUGUCGCGGCCAGACCCCAGCCACAAUAGGGCUUUGUGCGGCCUCCGCCCCCUACGGCUCCCCCGCCGGGCGGAGGGGCGCACGAGCCGCUCCCCCAGCCUGGGCCCGACUGCGGGCGGCGCCCCCGUCCGCCGGUGCCCCUUGCGGGCUCGGGAGAGGCGCUCCGCGCUAGAGCGGGGGAGGGGUCGGCGGGUCCCAGGCGGUGCUCGGGCUGCCGGUCCCCUCCCCACCCCGCCCCCGUCCAGGUGCGAAAUCUCCUGCCCUUGGGCGGGGCUCCGGGCUUCAAAGGCGCUUUGAAGAAGGAUCCUAGUUCCG